Molecule: messenger RNA, 367 nt
Organism: Anisakis simplex (herring worm)
Lineage: Eukaryota; Metazoa; Nematoda; Chromadorea; Rhabditida; Anisakidae
Source: the annotation of a GenBank genome assembly
CCUAUGCAAAGUGCGAGCGAUUGAUCUGGUGGAGCGUGCCACCACAUCGAUAUGGCCUGGAACAACCAUAUCGUUGUUGAAAUUCCCGGUGAUGAAUCCGACACCGCAUAAACUUGAGUUGAGAAGAAGAAGGUUGUUAGCGAGUCAGGCAUGGCUGAUACGUGAACGACGAUUGAGGAAGCAGUUGCUGGAAGAAACGGGCGAUUCGAAAUAUGCCACUUUACAGGCACAUGUCGGGAAUACUUUUAAGGAAACCGAAGAAGAGCUGCAACCGAUUUCAGUGCUGGAUCUGAGAAAAGAGGACACCCAAUUGGAAUCUACCUCAAACGAGCAGAAAGAAAGCAGAAAGCGAGUGUUAGUUUUGUGA